AUGGACGAGGACGACCGUGACUCCAAUGCCUUUUCAGAAAACGACCAAGACGAGGUCAUGGAGGAUGUAGCCGAACCAGAGGUCGAUCCCGAACCCGGCAAUGAUGCUGAAGAAGACGACGAAGAAGCGGACGAUGAUGACGACGGCGAGCCGGAAGCUGUGGCCGAUGCAAGACGCGGCCGCGAACCCUCUGGUGCCCUACGCACGACAGGCCCUGGUCCGGAUAGGACCGACUCUGGCGAUGGUUCUGUACCAGAUCAUAAAACAAAUAUGAGCGGCAAUGCAGUUGCUGAUGGCACUGCUGUCGAUUCGGCCGAGACAAUGGCUGCAACGGCGUCUGUUCCGCCCCUUGUCGACGCCAUGCGCCUACGAAUCCGCCCGGAAGCUCUGGCUGCUCGAAUCUACGACAUCGUUCCUACCAUGGCCGCUCCACAAGCCACGAGCAUCAAUGCUCUGGCGGUUACUCCGGAUCUCCGCUACUGGAUGACAGGAGGGUCGGACGGCUACAUUCGAAAGUACGACGGCCCCGGCACAAUCAACGGCCGGCAACUACUUACUGUAGCUCAGCGCCACCCCUUUGUUGACAGCGUUGUCAAGGCUGGAAUUUUAAUGUCGUACUGGGAGAACGAAGAACCGCCAAGCGCAUCCGCGCGUGGCGCAGACGAACACAUGCUGUCACCCGUGUAUUCGCUUGCUGUCCAUUCCCGGGCCCUCUGGCUCCUCGCGGGCACGGAAGGCGGAGGCAUCAACCUCCAGAGCGUGCGGCACGACGAAGGCAAACGCAUAACAUGUCUUCAGCGUCACACCAACGCCGUCAGCGUCUUGCAGCUCGCCCCGGACGAGAAGAGCGUGCUCAGCGGAAGUUGGGACAAGACCAUUCUUGACUGGGACUUGAACGACGGCCAAAUUCGCCGUCAAUAUGACGGUAGCAGCGGCCAGAUAUCGGCAAUCGAGCUCCGCCCAGCCAGUGGUGCGCCGAUCCCGGCCCAGGGCUCCGACGAAGAACACGUUAAAGACGCUGACUUGACUUUGACAAGCUCCAACAACAAGCCUCUUCCAAAUGGCGUCGCCAUUGGCGGUCCCGCUACGGGUAUGAAUGCUGUGGCUGGUGGCGACGUAUCUGCUAGCGGAGCGUCUGCGAACAUCAGCGGUGACGAACCCCUACCUGAUCAUGAGUCUUUGUUUGGCAGUCCUGGGGGUUCCUUGUUUGGAGGCAGCGACGCAAUGGGGGCCAAUCCUUUCGGGGACGAUGACAUGGGCAUUGCACCCGGUUCUGCCACAAUCGGGGACGAAGAUGCCGGCGACUUUUCGCAAGAUGUUGCCAUGGCUCUUGACACUGGUGGGCCGGCAGUGGAUUCAAUUGCAGUACCGGGGACGGUAUCCGCCCCGUCGUCGCCAAAAGAUGGCUCAGAAACCAAGGCCACCGCCGCUGGUGAUGAGAGCAUGACGGAGGCAGGUCCAUCAGCAUCCAAGUCUGCUCUACCUGCUGACGAUAGCGAGAGGUCCGCUGAAAAACAAGCAGCCGGUGCGGACGUGGCGUCUGCUCCCGCCCACACAGCGACCCCGGUUCCCGAGACUAUCGUUGGGGAUACGGGUGCGGCGAGCAGUAACAAGUCAUCCCUUUCCCAGCAGCAGCAACAGCAGCAGCUGGAUCAGGAGCUCCAGCAAUCAGCUGAAACGCAGCUUCGAGAGGCCAGUGACGCUCAAGCGAAUACGACUGGGGUUGGAGGGGAUCCAACUACUCGUCAAAUUGCCUCGCCCGGACACCAAGAGACCCAUGGGCCGUCCGCUGCUGUGUACACAUCACAAGGAGCGCCUCCCCACUUUGACCCUUCACAAGUCUCCGACAACACGUUCUUCUCUGCUAGCAUCGACGGCCCUAUUCGAAUUUGGGAUCGCCGACAAAAGCACCCCGUUGCUCGCAUUGGAAAUAGGCCUGGUGUACCACCAUGGUGCAUGGGCGCCUGCUGGAGCCCUGAUGGUAACCGCAUCUAUGCCGGGCGACGGAAUGGUACCGUGGAAGAAUUCGAUAUCCACAAGGCCAAGGCAGGUUGGCAACCGGAACGAGCACUCAGAUUUCCUGCUGGGAGUGGACCAUUCUUUGCUAAUUAUGCCCACGAUAGUGCCUCACACGACAUCCUCCGCCUCUACGAUAUCCAGGACUCAUCUGCACUGCCUCACUCGCACGUUCCAUUUCUCAUUAUACCCGGCCCGCCCCGAGCCGGCGUGAUCUCCCACCUCUACAUUGAUCAAACAUCGCGGUUCAUGAUUUCCACAGCAGGGACACGGGGAUGGGAGGGCACAAGCACUGAGGCGCUUAUUGGCUACGAAAUCAACUCGAUCGUGAAAUAA
Messenger RNA from Sporothrix schenckii 1099-18, 2352 nucleotides. Its product is annotated as transcriptional activator SPT8. NCBI's taxonomy places the organism in Eukaryota, Fungi, Ascomycota, Sordariomycetes, Ophiostomatales, Ophiostomataceae. Gene Ontology annotation, cellular component: SAGA complex. The transcript has 3 exons. Bases 1 to 2352 code for a protein of 783 amino acids. The record is from RefSeq and is a predicted model, not a curated record. Gene Ontology annotation, biological process: regulation of transcription by RNA polymerase II; chromatin organization. Gene Ontology annotation, molecular function: TBP-class protein binding; transcription coregulator activity.